AUGUUCACCGAUGGUAAGGGGCGGAGCUCUCCAACACUGGAAGCGAGGCACCUCGCAGCUGGGCUCAUAAGAGCCUGGAGCACUGGGAGAACCUUAACCAACGGAUACCCGCCCGAUGAACAUAUGGGACGACGGCACCAUGGACCACGAUACAAGCCGAUACCUCUCGGCGUCCGAUGGGGGCAACGCCCAGAUCAACUAUCAGAGGAAGCGCUCGGCAGUCCGCAUCCAAGAAUGGCAGCGAGAAUGCAGAUCACUCCACACGUCUUGAAAUCAGAGCUCUCACUGGCACUCGGAAGCAGAAGUUAA
This is a messenger RNA of Necator americanus (New World hookworm), 309 nucleotides long. RefSeq lists its product as uncharacterized. The record is from RefSeq and is a predicted model, not a curated record. Bases 1 to 309 code for a protein of 102 amino acids. NCBI's taxonomy places the organism in Eukaryota, Metazoa, Nematoda, Chromadorea, Rhabditida, Ancylostomatidae. The transcript has 3 exons.